Galendromus occidentalis (western predatory mite) is the source of this 1236-nucleotide messenger RNA. Its product is annotated as RNA polymerase II-associated protein 3-like. The record is from RefSeq and is a predicted model, not a curated record. The transcript has a single exon. Gene Ontology annotation, molecular function: protein binding. Gene Ontology annotation, cellular component: protein folding chaperone complex. Lineage: Eukaryota; Metazoa; Arthropoda; Arachnida; Mesostigmata; Phytoseiidae. The coding region runs from base 166 to 1209 and encodes 347 amino acids.
CCUUCGUUCUGCGUUCGAAUUGCGGCUCGAGCUGUCCGGAGGAGAAAUCCGGGAACAUCUUCUCGUUGUGGAAUGACCUGCGUGACAGAAGCGGUCACUAACUCGUGAAAGUCCCCGUGUGCCGUCUCCGAUCGACUCAGGUCUCCGAGCUUCAGAACAUUCGCGAUGGUCCCAGAGGAGCGGUAUGCUUAUACGCUGCCGGAAGAAGAUAUCGCGGAGGAUCAGGACAUGGAAAUCUAUCACGAUCCCCUGAAGGCAAAUAUGUUCAAGGAGCGUGGGAAUCAUCAUUUCAAGAUAGGAGACUAUGACGAAGCCGUCAAUAGCUACUCGUGUGCGGUGGAAGCGGAUCGAGGAAACCCCACACUGUACGCCAACAGAGCGAUGGCUCUGCUCAAAAUCGCCGAGAAACAUCGCGGAGAAGCUUCAGAGAGCGAUCCUCUGCCCGAGCGGGCCCGUGAGCAUUACCGAGCCGCUGAUUGGGACUGUUGCCAAGCCUUGCGCCUCGACAAGGAUUUCGUCAAGGCUUAUUACAGAAGAGGGCUGGCGCGGAAAGCGAUGGGAAUGGCAUCAGAAGCGAUUUUCGAUUUCGAGAACGUUUUAAGGCUGGAACCGAAGAACUCUGUCGCUGAAAAAGAGCUGCAGGCUCUACGGGCGGAAUUGGCGACAAGCAAACCGAACCAGAAACGUUUUUUCUCGGAGUACAGCAGUAUUCCCGUCGAGCCCGUCGACAAAUGUGAUUGGGUCGGAGAGUUGAAGAGGAUCCGCAUCGACGAGAGAAACGUACCAGAUCCACCGAAAGCACCCCCGAAAAUCAAACCCGAGGCUAUGGAGCUGGACUUCGAGGUCAAGAUGCCUCAGCCCGCGAGAACCGCCUUCCAAUUUUAUGCGGACUGGCGUCAUCUGGAAAGAUUCCCGGAGAAGCGGCUCCAAUAUCUGCUUGCGACGGGCGCCGACGCCGUGAAGGACAUAUUCAAAGAUUCCAUUGAAGUUGAUAUUUUCACGGAUUUCAUCUCGAUUCUACACGAAGCUCUCCGGAAGGACGGGAGUUUGCGGUCCCAAGUGUGGUCGCUAAUGGAGAUCUUGCCAAGUGUCGGUCGAUUCGACACAAUCCUCAUGUUCCUGGAACCGAAAGAGAUCGCCAAAGUACGAGAAAUUAUAUCCUCCUCAGAAAGUCUGGAAAGACUCUGGAAGGGUGUCUCGAAUCAUUGAUCGAUCGACCGACGAAGUCGGAAGAUA